GAAAAAAUGGUAAAAGAAAAACCAACGAGAGAAAACAACUAUCAGGUCCUGCUCAGUAUCAACCCAGAACAACACAUCAUGUCAUGUAUCCAGAGAGUGCGAUAGACCUGGAGAACAACACGUGUCUGGUGCUGGUUCCUUUCAAAACUCUAGACCUGCAGUGGAUCAUCAGUGCUCUGACCACAGGAACCAUCAAACAGACAUAUACAGCUGUUACAUCAAGGAUAAAGGCAAAUAAAGAUAAGGUGUUGAUUUACAGUCCAACAUUUCUCAAAUACGUCUACGAGUCUUGGCUCGAAGGUCACGGACGAUAUCCUUCUACAGGUUUCCUCAGUUUACUGCUCGCUCUGCACAUCUGUGACGAGGUCAAUGUGUUUGGGUUUGGCGCAGACCAGUAUGGAAACUGGCACCACUACUGGGAGGAAAACCAUUUGGCCGGAGCUUUCCGACACACGGGAGUCCACGACGGAGAUUACGAAUAUAAUGUCACCAUGCUGCUGGCAGACAAGCACAAAAUCCAAAUGUUUCACGGCAGAUGAUGCAAAGCCUACAUGGACAGCAACCACGAAACUGGUCUACAGCCUUUCAAUGUUUGACUUUUCAUCGCCUCACUCACGCUGGAAGAAUGUCAUUUUCGUGUUUCAAAAGACAUUCUCCGAUGAACUUUCCUGGUCCGACCAGUUUCCCUUUCUUUACCUAAGACAAUGAGUAAUGCUACCUAUUGAGAUAGAACAGAACUUCACUCUCUGUGUUUCCGGACAAAGACAAAGACAGACCGCCAACAAGUCAGAAGUCACACUGCCAUUGGUUUGUGUAAUUCCUCCGGACAACACAAUGGUGGAAAUCAACAAGCAUGCAGACAAGGACUGCUUUUGUACUAUUGUAUAGUAUAAGUCCUCCAACACAGAUUUGUACUAUAAUACGUGACCUGGGCUGGCUAAAAAUAACAUUUAAUGCAUAUGAGGGUACAAACAGUGUUAGAGAACUGCUUGGAGAAUCCACUAUUUUCCCAUUACACUGAUAGAUUGGGACAUCAUUCUCAUAAAUGACUUGCAUAUUAGAUUGCAAAUGUAGUUUAACACACAUACAUGUCACUUGUUAGACACUUUUAUCCAAAGCGACUUACUGAGGACAAU
Notothenia coriiceps (black rockcod) is the source of this 1136-nucleotide messenger RNA. Its product is annotated as CMP-N-acetylneuraminate-beta-galactosamide-alpha-2,3-sialyltransferase 1-like. NCBI's taxonomy places the organism in Eukaryota, Metazoa, Chordata, Actinopteri, Perciformes, Nototheniidae. The transcript has 4 exons. Gene Ontology annotation, cellular component: membrane. Gene Ontology annotation, biological process: sialylation. The record is from RefSeq and is a predicted model, not a curated record. The annotation marks the transcript as partial. Gene Ontology annotation, molecular function: beta-galactoside (CMP) alpha-2,3-sialyltransferase activity.